This is a messenger RNA of Physcomitrium patens, 2323 nucleotides long. RefSeq lists its product as uncharacterized. NCBI's taxonomy places the organism in Eukaryota, Viridiplantae, Streptophyta, Bryopsida, Funariales, Funariaceae. The record is from RefSeq and is a predicted model, not a curated record.
CAAGCGCACUGCCGUGUCGUUUGUGAGGGGGGCGUGCUUCUUUUAGCACAGUUAGCCCCAUCUACUGGCACCCCAGUGGGACAUGUUCGCCGCGUGUGGCAGCGGCGGUAGAAUUCACUAGGUCCAGAUUUCUCUUCCUUACUGGAUCGAUAACCGUGGUGUGGAUCCAAACUCGCAAGGAGAACUUUUGCUAAAACCUGCUACCGAGUCCCUCCUGUUGGUGUGUCUGCUCAUAUGACCCGUGGCCAUCGUGUUGGUCGAAAACGCGGAUCCUCUUGGGACCAGCUCCUAUAGCGACGUUUCGCUACCUUAGGACCCAGUAAUUAGUCUUCCAUAUAACUUAAGAUUUUGGAUCACGGAUGUGCAAGCUGCCCGCAAAGGUUUCUGGUCUUUUGAUUCGUGGAUGUUUUGAGGCAGCAUUGAGCGAGUAUGGAAGAAUUCGCAGAAGCUUAUUCUGUGCGGCUCUUAGCGCACACGGGCAGAUAUCUGUGGGCGGACCCCGAUCUCAAGAGUGUCUCUCAAAAGAAGGGCAAGGAUACUAAAGGGGUGAUUUGGCGCGUUGAGCUUGUUCCAGAACGCGGUGCUAUUCGGCUCAAAAGUGUACACGAUCUUUACUUGCAUGCUUCUGAUUAUGCAUUUCUGUUGGGAGCGACGGGGAAGAAGGUUACGCAGAGUUAUGCAUCCAAAGCCGAUUCGUCGCUUGAAUGGGUGCCUGAAAAGUACACACCUUAUGUGAAGCUUAAAGCUAGGAGCAAUAAGUAUCUUCGAGCCAACAGGGGAGUGCCUCCGUAUAGAAACUCUGUGACGCAUGAUUUGCCAGUGCUCCAGGGCAACCAACAUGUAGUGCUCUGGACGGUCGAAGUCGUGAGGACAAAGGAUGCGCCAUCUUUGCAGCCCAGUAGGUUGCUUACACCAAGACAUUCUGACGCGACAUCGUCUAAGUCAUCAUCACAGCAUAAUCAAAAAGAGGAUAGUUCCGACGAUGAGGCCCCGCACUUCACGCCUGCUCGUGGCUCCACGUCACGCCAUAAAUUAAAACCCACGGAAAUUCCCCCUUCGGCUGAGCCCAGUUCAUCUUCGGAGUCAUUAUCGCCUGUUUCAAUAAGACGGACUCGAGCAGUUCGUGUAGAUGCUGAUAGUUCUCCGCCACCAAGAUGGAAUCCACCAGUUCGUGAAGAUGGUAGUCCUCUUCCGCCACGAAGACGGACUCCACCAGCUCGUCAAGACGACAGUCCUCCUCUGCCACACAUUCGUACUCCACUAGCUCGUGAAGAUGGUGACAGUCCUCGGCCACGUAGCCCCAAUCCACGAUUUCUUGAAGCUAACAAUAGUCCCCCCCCUCACAUGAAGAUACCAUCUACUGACGACUCCGACAGCCCUUCACCACGCAUACGUCCACCAACGACUUUGGAAUCUAGCAGAAACCCCCCGCGACGUGAAUCUUCAGAGUCAUCUGUACGUCGGUCUAGAUUCAAACCGCCUGACAACGACGAAGAGAACGAAAGCAGCAGCAGGGGAAGAGCAUCUUUCAAGACUGCGGAACCGAAAUCUGCAAAUGCCCGGAGAAUCAACUAUGAGGUUGCGGAAGACGAUGGCGAAGUACUGGCUCUUGAGGACGGCACUUUUGGCACCUUCAUGUUUGAAGGAAGUACUGUAGAUGAAUUGAUUGAGGAAUUGCGGCGCAAGACGAAAAUUGACGACAUCAUUCUGUGCAUGCGGAAUAAUCAAAAAGGCACCCUCUUCAAAAUGCGCCUUGCUCUGCCUUCGAACAAAGCUCCUCUGCCCGUUGUCGUCGUCCGGCAGAACUCCUCAUUUGGGAGGAAAUUGUCAACACGUUAGAUAUGACCUCGUCUAGAUAACAGUAUUUCGUUGGGAUGCAUAUGAGUAUCGCAAUCGACUUCAUUCUUCUUAAGUUGAGCACUUAGCAAUCCUAUUUAGGCUUAGUCUAGACUUCACAUCUAUGUUGGAGAGUCCUUGUAAAUUGUUGUAGUUACGCAAGUGAUUGCAAGCCGUAAAGCAUAACAACACCGUGAUCACAGUGCCCAGGAAUACAGUUGCUUACUCUGCCUUCAACUGCUUUUCAUUAGGAUUAACAAUCUGGAGAUAGAACUCAGUUAUUGCUAGUGGGAAGGUAGAAACCUAACGUUGGGCAAAUGCUAAUGAGCACGAUCAAGUGAAUUGUUGCAGGCUUUGUCUGGAGUUGGAAGUGGAUGAGUCGUCUUUGAGUUCCAAGUGAAGGGGCUGUAAGAAGAUUGUUUCCCUUGAUGUAAUAUAAAACUGAUGUAAUUUUUGCCAGUUUUUCAGCCUGGUUUUUUUGGUCUUA